Molecule: messenger RNA, 264 nt
Organism: Parnassius apollo (apollo)
Lineage: Eukaryota; Metazoa; Arthropoda; Insecta; Lepidoptera; Papilionidae
Source: the annotation of a GenBank genome assembly
AUGCAAGCUUACAGCAAACAGGCGACAAACACAUCGGGUAUGCCGUAUAACUUCAUGAUAUCGUCAGAUGGGGAGACGUUCGAAGCUCUCGGUUGGAGAAGACGGUCGCCUCUGUUUCCUCAAUACUCUGCGGAUGCCUUACUGUUAGCUUUUAUAGAUAACUACACUCAAGAGGCUCCGAAACAGGCUCAAAUUCUGGAAGAAUUUCCUUGCAGAAGCGUUAAGCCAGGAACGAUUGCAACUACGUUUCGUUGUGAUCGGUAA